AGAUCAGUUGUCUUAACCCUUCAAUUAUCCCUCGAUACUUCGAGACUUUUAAGAACUCUUACACGAAACACAACCAUCACUAUGCAGUUCAUACGUUGGUGGCGGAACGACAACAGCAACAGCAGAGAACUGUCCACUGAAGCUAAACAUUUGCUCAAGACCAUCAAUGAAUUGGCUGAUGAGAGAGACCGGCUGACAAAGGACUUACAGCAUGCCCUUGAAACCAUAAAAACAUUGCAGGAUAAACUGGCUGAAUAUGAUUUCCUCCUCAAGCGAGCCCGGGUCCGUAUAACCCAACUUAGGACGACGAACAGCCGUCCGCGUGGAGACGCCGCUAAACGUCCACCCAGCGACCCAUGGAUACACCAUAUCUGGUUCUGCUCGAGCAAGUCCUCGGAACUCCUGGGCCAGACAGAGCAUGAUUGGAAAUCGGGACACCCCCAGCGCGCACUGUACCGCCUCUCUACGAUCCUUUCAACCCGGAACCUUACACUAGCAGAUCAUCUGAUGUGCAAGCUACUCAUGGCUGCUAUAUUCCAUUAUACCCAGAACUAUAACGAGUCUAACCAACUUCUUGAGUCGGUUCUUGAGACGACUCAUGGUCAACUUGUUCGUGACUACUCUAACACAAUGGAACUCACUGGCAUUGCUCGAUUCAUCCAGGGCAAGAAUAUGGCUGCUAACGAGAAUUGGAAUGAAGCCUUUUGGUCCUUUACCAAGGCGCUUUACACGCCGGGCUACCAUACCAUGGCACAGAAGCUCCAGAGUGAGGCUAUGAAUAAGCUGGAGUCAAGCAUGGCUAAUGAUACCUGGGCUCCGACAAUGCAUGCACUGGCUCAUCAUCAGAGUACUAGCACUUUCUCGAUUUAGUUUCUCUUCCUUACUCUCUACAUAUACGGUUGCGAGGUAGUUAGAGGAUAUACUCUACUCAAC
This is a messenger RNA of Monascus purpureus, 933 nucleotides long. NCBI's taxonomy places the organism in Eukaryota, Fungi, Ascomycota, Eurotiomycetes, Eurotiales, Aspergillaceae. The record is from the annotation of a GenBank genome assembly.